Molecule: messenger RNA, 2220 nt
Organism: Mytilus californianus (California mussel)
Lineage: Eukaryota; Metazoa; Mollusca; Bivalvia; Mytilida; Mytilidae
Exons: 1
Coding region: 22-1287 (421 amino acids)
Source: RefSeq, a predicted model, not a curated record
GUGGUAAUCGAUUCCUCCAAAAUGCAACAAGUUUUAACAAACAGUUCUUCAAAUUUUCUCCAGAUUACAGACUCAACAAUGAAGAAGAUCGAAAACAACAAUAAUCUGCGACUAGUAAUUAAUGCGUACAAGCAUGUCGAAUUCAUCCGGAAACGUUUCAACAAUGAUCAAAUUUCACACCCGAGAGGAGAAAAAAAUCACCCAUUUGAUCAAGCAUCUAAAACAAUUAUUGGUCAGUCUGAAAAAUACUCACAAACAAAGAGAUCAGGGAGGCAUAAACGUUCAACAGACAACGAGGGAUUUCUUGACGACCCAAACAAUAUUGCGAUGUUUAUUGUAUUUCCUUGUAUGGUUUUUAUAUACGGCGGAUGUGCGGUCAUAUAUUGUUGUUAUAAGUGUAAACAUUAUGUUCGUGAAAAUCAACCCUUCCGAAAAUUAAAAGAACGAAUCCAGAACAGGAAUAACAAAAGGAAUGCAACAGAUAAUGCAAUGGAUACAAUGGAAAGUCAAACAUCAAACUCGUCAGAAGCUCAAGCAACUACUGUUGCACAAACACAUAAGCAGGAACCCAAAAUUAGAGUGUUUCAAAAAGAUGAAAGUAAAUCAGUGAAAGAACAUAGUAGUUUGAAUGCACAGAGUAGCAUAGAUUCAAAAGUAACCUUUGUUGACGUCGAAUAUGAAGAUGAAAUUCAUUCUGCGAUGUCAACACCACUACCUCAUCGUGAUGAAACUGUUGAAAAUGCCGAAACAACUCCUACGUCGGAAUCACAUGUAGCUACAGAUACUAGCACAUAUUCAUACCCAUCACUUUGUACUGUGUCGACAAGAGUUAGCACCGUUAACGAAAGAGAAACGCCUAUACCGAUAUCUCUAUCGUCGCGAAACGAGUCAAUUGACAAUAAACAAAUUGUGUAUACGUCAUCAGAAUCCGGUCAUUCAGUUUAUACGUCUUUUCCCAAAGUUUGCUUGGUAGAUAUGGCCUGUCAAACUGAUGAUACAAGUCCAACAGAAAAUAAAUCAAGAAAUAUCUUAGUUAAAUCCAAAUUUGGUAGAAAUUUAAACAAAAAGAAACAAAAUAUUCGGAAAAAAUCAUCUAGACCAGGACAGAUUCAUUAUGUUGAAAGAUAUGUAUCGUUGAAUCCGUACAGAGACCAAGUUGAAGCCGAUACUGUUUUUCUCUCUAGAAAUCACAACAAAAAGAAAAAUUUAUAUGACGCAAUUGAAGACGCUGUAAGACAAGAAAACAAGGGAGAAAAUAGGAAAUACAGCAUAACCUCAAUUGAAUAGCACGAAACAUUGAUGUUUUAUCCUUCAAUUGAUAUGAUUGACGUUAGGACUUGACAUCCAUCUUUUCAUGUUAUAAUCUGGUGUGCCAUAACAUAAGGUAGUCAUGUUUUCGCAUCUUGAUUUCCAAAGAACGAGGAAGUUAAGUGGUUUCUAUAAAUAUAUUUGACAAAACGUGUCUGAUUACGUAUAAACAUUCGCGAAUUAUAUGUACUUUUCCCAUCGAGUUUGAUUAAUGCACAACGAACAAGUAAAGAUUACUUAUCAUAAGAAUGACAUUUUCGUCAUUAUUUUGUUUAUCUUUGGUAUAUCCAGGUCAUUCUUCAAUGUAAUUAACUCAAAUAUGCUUUAGAUUUUGCAGCCUGGAAAACUGUUAUCUUUGCCAAUAUCGAGACAAAUGUGAUACAGUAAUCAGACAUUGACACUUUUAUCAAAUUCCAAUUGGCAGUAUGUGACAUUCCUACAAGUUGCAAAGUGAAAUCUAUUAAACAGAACAAGUAGGAAUGAUUUGUGGUUCUUUUUGGAUGAGGUGUGAAUUUACAACUUUUUGGAUUUUUUUUUCCCAAUGAAAUUUAAAAUUAGUAAUUCAUGUCUUUCUAUUUUCCGUGUUUAUUUUUUAAAUACAGGGGUUUGUUUGUACCUCUAGCUUUUUUUCUGUUUUUGGAGUUGCAACCUACAUCAGAAGUACUUUAAUUCAUAUUCUUUUGUGAUGUUUGUUUUGAUUUGUCCUGUUUUGAUAAAUAAGCGUUAAUAUGUAUCGAAUUCUUACAUUUCCAAUGUUAUAGCCAGAGAAAUCAAUCCAUUUUAAUCAAUUAUUUUGACGUUUCAUGGUAUCUAAUCUGUCAAAUAUUUACUUUAAUUGCUUAACAGCAAUAUAUAAAAAUAUGUUAACACUUGAUAAUUUGUUUCACAUAAUGGGAUGCUUUAGAUGUAUUA